AUGGAUAGUGAGAAGAAAACAGGAAGUGCCCAAAACAAUGAAAAUAAUGGUACCAAGCUAGAUGGUGUCAAAGCAGCUGACCAAGAGAGUGACUCUCAUGCUCUGCAGCCUGACACCAAGCAAAAAGAACCGGGACAGCCUGGUGUUAGUGCAGAGGGUGCUAAAGUCUCUGGAAAAGAAGAAGCCAAAAAGGUUGCUGCAGGCUCCCAUCUCCAAGUUUCUCAUAAAGAUAGUCCUAAAUAUGGGGACGACCGUGAACAGGAUUUUGAUGAAGAAGAAAGCAAUAAAAAUUGGAGUGAAUAUCGGGUUUCCGGUAAAGCUCCUACUAGAAGAGGAUACCAUGCCUCAUUCAUACAUGAUAACUAUUUAUAUGUGCAUGGAGGUCAUGACAUUAGAGAGGGAACCCUAGAUACCAUGCACAGGAUUCAUUUAGAGCCAAGUAGUAAUGACAACGAGUGGGAACAGAUCAGCCAAAGGGGCAUGCAGAAGCCUGGCUGUAUCUCCUACCAUACUCUGACCAGACAUGGCGAUCAGGCCUUCCUCUUUGGAGGAUCUGAUCUUGGCAUCGAUAAUUCCAAAAUGUUCUCUUUUGAUAUCGAGAAUUGUGAAUGGAAGGUCAUAAGCGACCUUAGCAAUGAAACAGGUGAUCAACCCAUCACGAGAGAUGAGCAUUCUGCUGUUCUUUGGAAUGAUACUAUUGUCAUCUUCGGAGGAAAUGUGAAGGGAUUCAAAUCAAACGACGUGUGGUUCUACCAUGUUAAUGAAAAUAAGUGGGAAGAAGUAAAGGCAGAUAAUUCCCCUCCAGAACGCUCGAAUCAUGCUUAUACAAUUUCAGGAGAUAAAAUGUAUAUCUUCGGAGGAAAAGAUAUCGAAAAUAAUAAACUCAAGGACCUUUGGUGCUUCGACUGAAACUCUAAAUCAUGGACUGAAGUAGAUGCUAAAGGAGAUGAUCUUCCAAUUUGUAGAUCUGGAGCUUCCCUGGUUAGCUAUAAAAAUUAUCUUCUGUUAUUCGGAGGAAUCUUUGAACUCACGAAGGAACUGGGAGACCUCUACGCAUUUGACACAAAUGGAUCAAAAUGGUUCACAAUAUUUGAAGAGACUGAUAGUCCUGUGCACAAGCAUAGCCCAGGUUCAACCUUUGGAAUGGGUAGAUUUAAUAGGGCAGACUCUAUCAAGAGUCCUUCUCCAGUCAACAGUUCAUUUAAGAAGAGUGAUCCAAACUUCUCUAUGUCUCUGAAGAAGACUAAAUAAGAGCAAAAAGAACCUGAAUCAUAGCAUUUUUGAAGUAGAUAGCUCGAUGCUCAAAAAGCAGAAGCAGAUGAAAGCCUUGAUCAAGAAGCGUGAGAAAGAGAAGAAUCCAAUGGAGCAUAGCAUGCUGACAUCUCCGACUUCAUUAUCUAUGAAGAACUCAUUUUUGAUCAAUAAUACCGGCAAAGGAUUCGAGAAUUAUUUUAAUCAUCAAAAGAAGAAGAAGUUAGGCCUGACUCUAUCUCCAGAUGUGUCUCAGAUUUCUCCAUCUAAGGUUGCUCGUAACUCAAAAGUGACUGGGUUAAGGCCCAGACCAAGAGACGGACACACAGCAAUGUUCUGGAACGACAACAUGGUCAUCUUCGGAGGGGAUAGACACCACAUGCCAUUUAACGAUCUGUUCUCGCUAGAUCUAGCUAAAGAAAUGAACUAA
Molecule: messenger RNA, 1681 nt
Organism: Moneuplotes crassus
Lineage: Eukaryota; Ciliophora; Spirotrichea; Euplotida; Euplotidae
Source: the annotation of a GenBank genome assembly